GACAGCACUAAACCCACAUUGUCAAUGGGCCAAAACCCAAAUUACUUUUUUUAAUUCUUUUUAUUAAAAACUAAAAAAUCUUAACAGUUUUGCCAAAACUCCAUCUACCCCCUUCUCAGUUCUCAAUUUCUCCCUCGUCAUCAAAUCAUUGUCUUCAUCUUUCAAAUUCAUCCCUCUGAUUUCAGUUUGUGCAAUUUCAAUCACAGAGCCUCAAAAUUGUAAAAAUGGCGGAAAAUGAGGUAGGUAAGGAACAACAAGAUCAACCUGACGAACUUGCAGAUGCUCUUGAUGAUCUCUUUAAUGGCGUUUCCACCAUGAUCAAGUCCGAGCUUCAGGGAACAAACAACAUUCUUGAACUUUUGGAGAAGAUGAAUCUUAAAGUUGCCGAAGAGUAUAACAGUUAUGGCGACGUUGCUUCUGGACUGAGGGUGUUCGUGGAGCAGUUAAAGCACAAGAGUGGUAGCUUUGAAGGGUACAUUCAACAAAUUGAUGCAAUAGAUCAACAAGUAACAGAAUUUGAAGCAGUAAUUUCAAUGCUUGAUAAAUACGUUUCUAUGUUGGAAAAGAAAGUGCAAUCUGCAUAUCAGGUUCCACCAUUGUAGUUUUAUCGACAUCUUAUCUUCAUUGAUGUGUUUUAGAAAGUUUUGCCAAAAAAAUAUUAUUUUGGUAUCAAUUUCAUAUUAUAAUUAUAAUUGUUUUGUGUGGGAGGCUGGUUUUGCAUUUGACUCGUUUUUGUCGUUGGGAACUCUUAUGCAAUUGUGAUGGAACAAUUAACCAUGCGAAAUGUAGAGUGGAUAAUAAUGUACCUUUUCAUUGUCUC
Molecule: messenger RNA, 820 nt
Organism: Spinacia oleracea (spinach)
Lineage: Eukaryota; Viridiplantae; Streptophyta; Magnoliopsida; Caryophyllales; Amaranthaceae
Product: biogenesis of lysosome-related organelles complex 1 subunit 2
Exons: 2
Coding region: 225-602 (125 amino acids)
Source: RefSeq, a predicted model, not a curated record